Saccostrea echinata is the source of this 1538-nucleotide messenger RNA. RefSeq lists its product as uncharacterized. Bases 376 to 1209 code for a protein of 277 amino acids. The record is from RefSeq and is a predicted model, not a curated record. The transcript has 2 exons. NCBI's taxonomy places the organism in Eukaryota, Metazoa, Mollusca, Bivalvia, Ostreida, Ostreidae.
AAGUAAUAACAUUGCUAACUUGUGUAAAAAGGGUGCAACAAAACACUGUUGUCAUGGCAUCUGCAAUAGUGACUCACGUUAUGCACACAAAGAUUAUAUGCAAGGAGUUGAGUUCAGUUCAUUAGAUUUCCCAAACCUUGGAGAGAUAUUGAAAAGUGUAAACGAUGGGUGAAUGCAUGUAAACGGGAAGAAUUUUCAACUGCAAAUGUCACGAAGGACACAUAUAUAUGCAGCAAGCACUUUGUUGGAGGAAAAGGGCCAACAAAUGAACAUCCAGACCCUCUUCCUGCAACUGCAACCGAAUCUGAAAUCAAAAAAUGCACAACAAAGCGUAAACGUCCAACUGUAAGACAAGAAAUCUCACAUCUCAGGAAAAUGGCAAGAAAAUCUCUUCAUCAAGAAUUAGAAGUGACUGAAUUCAUAGAAAAUACAAGUACAACUGAGUCCAUACCUCAGUGUCCAAGUACCUGUCAAACUUCAGAUAUAAUGACAGAUAAAUGCUUUCAAGUCAAACCUCAGGAAGCAUCAAUGAGUACCCAAACUGAGAGGAACAUAAACAUUGAAUUAGAGGUUAGAAUUGAAAAUUCGAUGUUAAAAAACAAAGUAAAAUUGCUCCAAAAUGAAGUUGAUCAUCUGAAAACAUCCAGUAGUCUAAAGAUACCAAGCAAACCAAAAACCUCUGUAGAAACUUCGAGCGAGUUUACUUUUGAUAACAUAAUGAAGGAUGAAGAGAAGUUCAAAUACUUUACAGGAUUAACCAUUUCACAAUUUAUGUGUUUGUGGGAGUAUCUAGGACCUUCCAGAAAUAAGCUUGUUUAUUGGAACAGUGAUUGUGAAUAUCCAGACAGAUCAUCAAUCAAGAGACCUGGUCCAAAGCACAAACUUGAACCAAAAAAUGAACUGUCCAUGACACUCAUGAGGCUAAGACAUGGAUUUGUUGUUGAAGAUCUAUCAUACAGACUUAAUGAUAGCACCUCAAUGGUUUCUAGAAUAAUUCUCACAUGGGUUCAGUUUUUAUAUAAAAGAUUUCUUCCUCUCAGAUCAAAAAUGUUUCCAAGUAGAUCUCACUUGAGCAAGUUUGCACCAAAGUCUUUCAAAAAGUACAAAAAUAUAAGGUGUAUUAUAGAUUGUACAGAGGUACUUGUUCAACAACCUAGAGAUUUUGGUAAACAGGGAAAUUGUUAUUCUUCAUACAAGGGUCACAUAUAAAUUUCUUGUUGCAAUUGCACCAAAUGGAGCAAUUGUUUUUGUUCCCGAUGCAUUUGAAGGAUCAAUUUCUGAUAAAGACAUUGUCAUCAAGUCAGGUUUUAUAGAUUUUUUAGAGAAUGGUGAGGUAAUAAUGGCAGAUCGUGGUUUUGUAAUUGAUGACUUAUAAAUGACACGGGGUGCAAUACUUGUUUUGCCUCCAUUAUUAGGAGGAAGAGCAAAACUUAGUGCUCAGGAGGAGGCAAGCACGAAGGACAUAGCAGAACAUUGCAUCCAUGUAGAACGCACCAUAGAGAGAAUGAAAAAAUUCAGAAUUUUACAGAAAACAAUAC